AUGCGGAUGCGCUUUGGAGGACGCCCACGACGACGUUGUGAGCGCAUUGACACCAGCCAACUGACAAAGCCAGCUGUUCUGAAUGCGUAUCGAAGUACGCUGACAUGCGAGUUGAGUACUCGCUCACUGGAGACAAUUGAUGGUCACUGGUCACAUGUUCGCCAGACCUUACUAGCAGCGGGCAAAUCCUCAUGUGGUAUGUCUAAAAGCCCACAUGGAUAUUGGGUCUCUUCUCGGUCUCUGGAACUUAUCGACGCUCGCCGGCAUAUCCCGGCUGGAAGCGAACACAAUGAAACUCGCAAAGAGCUCCGGGCAAAACUCCGUGCUAGCCUGAAGAGAGACCGCGAAUCUUGGUGA
Messenger RNA from Dicrocoelium dendriticum, 357 nucleotides. The record is from the annotation of a GenBank genome assembly. NCBI's taxonomy places the organism in Eukaryota, Metazoa, Platyhelminthes, Trematoda, Plagiorchiida, Dicrocoeliidae.